This is a messenger RNA of Adineta ricciae, 351 nucleotides long. The record is from the annotation of a GenBank genome assembly. Lineage: Eukaryota; Metazoa; Rotifera; Eurotatoria; Adinetida; Adinetidae.
AUGAAUUUCUCGAUAGAUUAUUACUUAUCGUUCUUAUAUUAUGGUUCCUAUGCUUAUGUUGUGAAACAUUUGGUAAGAAAAUUAGUAGACAUCGAUAGUAUUCGCCGGAAUCACACAGCUUUGCCAUCCAGUUAUUUACCAAAUCAUUCACAGACGAGACAACAACGAAUAGAACCACUCCCAAACAACUUGAAUUUACAAACUUCAGUGAACAAUACAUCCGUAACAAAUACAAUAAACUCAACACAAUACCAAUUUUCAGAAGACUACAAUCUUAGUAUCAGUAGAACACCGCCUGCGUACAAAGACGUAAUACAACAAAAUUCAAUAAGAAUUACAGUUGAAAAAUGA